Messenger RNA from Phytophthora infestans T30-4, 696 nucleotides. RefSeq names its product cysteine protease family C48, putative. Lineage: Eukaryota; Oomycota; Peronosporomycetes; Peronosporales; Peronosporaceae. The transcript has 2 exons. Gene Ontology annotation, biological process: proteolysis. The coding region runs from base 1 to 696 and encodes 231 amino acids. The record is from RefSeq and is a predicted model, not a curated record. Gene Ontology annotation, molecular function: deNEDDylase activity; cysteine-type peptidase activity.
AUGAAAUCCUUGUGGGGGCUACAAGAUACUUGUCGCAAUGCUGUUCUUUGCUCGGGUAUUAUAAUGGGAAAGAUACUGGAGUGUUGGCCGUAUACACCGCUGGUUGGGUUCGGAUUCGACCUGACGUACAACAAUCUCUUUUGCUUUCGAGAUUCCGCUUGGCUAAACGAUAAUGCCAUGCGUGCUUUUGCGGUUUGUCUCGCACGGUACAAGAACAAUUGUACAGUCGUCAUUCCGCCCCCCCAAAAAGCCAAAGAUGCCAAGAAUGGAGCCCAACCAAAGGCCACCAAAAGUCGUAUCUCUACAAGCACGCUCGACAAAGUUGGUGAAAGUGUUGCCUCGCACCAAUUCGUGCUUCUUCCUAUCAAUUUUGGUGGCACGCAUUGGGGAUGCCUCGUGGUUGACCGAGACACCAAGGUUGUCAAGAUGUACGACAGCAUGGGCGGUAAGAGAAACAAGAAACGGUUGGAGAAGAUGGCUGAAGAAAUCCGUACUGGGCCUCUACGUGACGAUUCCUACAAAGCUUUGGAAGUAACCGAGCCGGUGCAAACGGACAGUGACAGUUGCGGUGUGUUUGUGUGCCGGUUUUUCUGGACUUGCGUGAGCAGCGAAUCCCCCAGCGAUGUGUCCCCAGCUGGUAUUACGAAGCUGAGGUGGGAGAUGCUGCACGCAGUCAUGAAGUUGAGGCCGCGCUAG